AUCACAUCUUCAAGAUGCAGUACUCUAAGGUUCUUAUCACCAUGGCCAUGAUCGCCAUCGGCGCUGUCGCAUCCGAGGCCGAGUCCUGCUCUUGCGCCGCCGCUUUUACUACCACGGUCACCGCCGCGGCCUCUACUGAGCAGUGUAGCACUUCUGUCAUCGGUGUUUCCACCGGCUACACUUCCACUAGCAUUCUCGAGACUGCUACGCCCUCGUCCUCUGUGGCUUCCCCCACUGUCGGCUCCGCUUCCGGCUCGGUCACCACGGGCGGCACCGGCAGCACUACUGCUCCCGGCUCCGAGACUCAGCCCACCGGAAGUGGCAGCGCUAGCUCCACUGGCAUCGGAAGCUCCACCGCGAGCCAGCCUCACUCAGCCACUAUCAGUGAGGGUCAUUCCAGCACUCAUCCCGCUAGUACCCCUUCUAACACCAACGCGACUCCUUCGCCUUCUUCGGCUGCGGGUUCGGUACCUACCGGUGUGAUGGGCAUGAACGGCGUGCUCGGCGGAGCAGUCCUUGCCGCUUUGGUCCACAUUUAAGGAGAGAAAGAGCUGUUGAUGGAGGAGGGUUAUUCUGGCAUCUCGAGGCAGAAUGGUCUUUUCACUAUUUGACGCGUUCGAUUCUUUUCUGUGGAUACAAUUGCCAUACUACUGGUAUCGACUUUGCAUUAUCGCGUUUUCAUGCAUGGAUGAUGAGGGCAGGUUUUAAUGAUCGAUGUACUCUAGG
Messenger RNA from Annulohypoxylon maeteangense, 726 nucleotides. RefSeq lists its product as uncharacterized. The coding region runs from base 15 to 539 and encodes 174 amino acids. The transcript is spliced from 2 exons. NCBI's taxonomy places the organism in Eukaryota, Fungi, Ascomycota, Sordariomycetes, Xylariales, Hypoxylaceae. The record is from RefSeq and is a predicted model, not a curated record.